UUGACUCUUUCGAGUGUCUUGCUUGAGUUGAAUGAAAUGAAUUGAAUGUGACAUGGCGUCGACCAAGAUAUAUCACGGAUAAUUCUUGUUUUAAUGACAGUGGCCUCUUUUAGUAUUUUAUUACUGAGGCCGUAAUAAAUCGUACAUUUGCAUUGAUGGUAAUGCAUGCAAGGAAACCGCAGCGAAUAAGCGAUGGGUACUUUGAGAAGCACCAAACCCAUCCGUAUCAGAAAUACAAUACCAAAAGUGAUAGAAGGGCAAACGAGUAUGUACCUUCUGAAAACCGAUAUACACCACUCCGAUCCCCAAAUGGCAAUGUCUCAGUACAUGGACAUGGGGCCCACACAGGCCAUGCAGGGCAUGGACACCACCACUACAGUCAUGUGGUGGAUGAAAGAGGAUAUGCAACAUCUAGAAAUACCUAUAUACAGAAAGGUUCUGAAAAGGAGAGAGAUAGAGACUAUAAAUCCUCUAGAAAUAAGUACACAGAUAGUGUCAGAUCCCCAAAGGAGAAACGUGAGAGAAUCAAAGAAAGUGAACGAGAGAGAAGUAAUCAUGAACGAAGUGAAUCAGAGAAAAAGAAUAGGACUAGUGGCAUAAACAUAAGUGUUAAUAGAAGUAGUAAAUAUGAUAAAAGAAGUGCUCCCUCAGGGAGUGUGCCUUCUGGCAGUGAAUGGUCAGAGCAUAUUAGUUCUUCAGGAAAGAAGUAUUAUUAUAACUGUAUCAGUGAAGUGUCACAGUGGGAGAAGCCCCGGGAGUGGGACUCAAGAAGGACAUCAUCCAAAGAUUCUACAUAUUCAUCCAGAAGCAAUAGAGAAAAGCGAUCCAGUUCUCGAUCAGGCAGAAGAGAAGUUGAGAAACCAAGUAAAAGAACCAAUAGCGGGUCAGAAAGGUACUGGAAUAAUGGCGGCAGGGAGGAUGACCCACACGACCGACCUCGACCAAAACUUUCGUCGGCGCCUCACGAAGGGAAAGAUGGGCAGUCUUUACAAGACAUGGACAUAUCUCCGGACCGGAGUACGCCGCUCUCCGAGAACUCGUACGGCGGGCGGGACGUCAACUCCGUGGCGCGGAACAACGCGGACAGCAACACGGUGCCGCCUGUCGUCGUGCUCGACAAUUCUAACCAACCGAGCGGCUCGUUGCUGGCGGCUGCCCUGCCUCGAAUCGUGGCGGCGCCGACGGUGUCAAUGCCUUCAGCGGCGGCGACGGUCACGGCGGUGGCGCCCGCGCCGACGGCGGCCAACAACGGCGGUGCCACGCCCGAGGGCAGCGGCGGCGGCUCACCGCACCGCGACGCUGGCCCGCCCACGCCGACGCACUCGGAGAACACCGACCCGCACGCGCCGCCGCUGCAUCUCGACACGGCGCUGCCCAGGAAAAUGGAGUGCCUGGGCAGCUACUCGUCGGUAGUGGGCGGCGCGCUGCACCACCCGCAAGCGCCCGCACUCACGCCGUCGCUCGUCAACUACGUGCGCGCCGACCUCACGGCGCACGUCUCCGGCUGGCCCGCCGACAUUCUCGAGAAACAGGCAAAUAAAUACACUGAAGAAGCCUAUCAACUGGGGUGUCUACAGUGCACGCGCGUGUCCGCAGAGCUGAAGUGCUCGCGCUCACUCGUACGCCACACCGAGAUACAAGCCACCUUACAAGAACAGAAGAUAAUGUACCUGCGGCAGCAGAUCUCGCGGCUGGAGGAGCUGAAGUCGCAGAACUCGUUCAUGUCGUCGUCUGAGGACUAGGGGCGUGCGCGGGGCGCCGAGCCCGCCGCGCCCGCGUCCGCGCCCGCGCCCCGCCCCCGGCUAGCGCCCUCCGCGCCCACGUGACGUGAGGACCUUUUCAUUUACCUGUCAAUGCUAAACAUUGUUCAUUCCGUUCUCUUUCUAUGUAAUUUAGAUCGAAUGAUUACUGUUAAAUGUGUUGUGUGAUUUGGUGUUAAAUUCUAAGCAAUUGUUCUCGUGAAAAUGCACGAUUGGUCAAUUUGGGUUUGAACUACUUUACAAUUCUAUGACAUGUAAAUGAUUAUUAUUAUUGAAUGAAAUAAAUGGUAGGUAAGUCUAUAGUACGUUGAAGUGAGUGAGGGAGCUCUCGCGCCGCGCUCCAUUCACUAUUUAGACUGACUCUGCACUUCACACUUAUUUUUAUUUAGUAUAUUUUUAAUUGCAUUGAGAAUCACCAGGCUACUUCUAAAAUUAAUUUGGUUCUCACUUUUAGUAAAAUAUAUGUGACUUUUUGUGGUCAUAUUGUUGUAUAAGGAGAUCCAAACUAUGUCUAUUCAGUCUCAUUCAGUUCAGUUGCCUGGCGGCUCUCAAUGUAUGUUUCUAUGACUUGGCAUUUUUAUAUUUAGAUUUUGAAUACACGUAGAUAAUUCUUUUCAUGACUUUUUCAGUUGGGUCACUUUUGUAAUAUUUUAUUAUUAAAUGAUAAUUUCGGUCAUAUGUAAGGAUACAGUGAUUUUAUAAGAAGUGUUUAUUGUAAAAUAAUAAAUUAUUGAAAUAAUUGUUUCAUAGGAAAUUUAUUAUUUUUCUAUAGUUCCGACUGUCCCCGCGAAAGUUCCUUUGACAGUGAAAAGCCUAUUUACUUACCAAAAUAUAUCUCAAAAAUGAGUAUAAUUCAUAAAAUGUUAUGAGCUCAGGGCUGGGGCCAGGCGCCGCGCCGGAUGGAACUAUCGCGAGAACAGCGCGUUAGGUGUAGUGACCAGAGAACGGUUAUGUAAAAUGUAACAAUUGAUCGCGGACACCGUUUAGAGGCAUAUGUGAGAUGGGGCCCCGGCGUAUAUCGAGGGGACCGUGAGCUCUGUGUGUGAGGCCCUCUACGCUUUCUGUUUACUAUCGGCAAUAUUGUAAGCAAUACGUGUUCAGUUAAGGGCUAAUCCAUUGACACCAAAGUUAAUAAAGUGCACGAGCCGUGGAAUGAAAAUCGAUAUUUUCUACACAUAAUUUGUGUUCCAACUUACUAUAAAUUUCCUUAUGCCGUAGUUGAAAUUUAAUGAAUUACUGUAAAUAUUGAUAUAAUAAAAAGUACUUCGGAGCAGAUACUUGUAGAACCUUCGUUUUUCAUUUACUAGACUGCUUAAGCCAGUACGCUACGAAAAAUGCAGAACAGUUACUAGUCGACAAGCAAUACUGACUGCUAUCAAAGAGAAUUUGAAAUAGAGGUGGAUUGUCAAAAAAAAACUUUGUAACCACAGUAAAUUUACUGUCAUUUUUUAGACACAUGAUUAAAAAUAAGAACGCCAUCUGACUUUGAUCCUUAUUCUCUCACCGAUAUGUGUUAAAUUUGUUAAAUAUCAAAAAAUGGCGUCAUCUAAUAGAUCAAAGGCCAAAGGUAUGACGGCAUCGAUUCGAGCGAUGGCGCCAUAACCUUUGGCCUAUGCCCGGUAAGAUCGCGCCACUUUUUGAUAUUAAACAAAUUUAACACAUUAGUGAGCGGAUAAGGAUCGAAAUCAAAUGGCAUUUUAAAAGUUUUAAUCAUGUGUCUAAAGAUGGCAGUAAAUUUACUGUGGCUACAUAAUUUUCUUUGACAAUCCACCUCUAUUUCAAAUUCUCUUUACUGCUAUUAACAAUAAAGGUAUUCUCAUAAAAUCUUCUCCCCGUUAUUUUUAAAUCUUAGGUUCUACGGAGUUUUCGUACUCCGGAUUAAUGCAAUUUAAAAUUAAUCGAAUUUAUUUUGUAGAACGUAUUAUUGAGAAGGAUCAAUAAAUAAUGAUAGUCUUGUAAAAAGGGAACCAGCAUCCUCUUUGCAUAUUUACGUCGCAUAAAAAUGAUGCUUGAAAAAGCUUGGCAAGUAUUGUUUUGUCUAAAGAAAUGUUAGAGUGACGAGGUCCUAGAUGGUGAAGUGUAUACAUGUGUAAGUGGGCGGAGGGAGCGGCCGGCGCCGGGUCCUCACCCCGCAAACGUUAGUACGUAUACGUAUGUAUCGCCGGCGCAUUUUUAGAUAGAUAUCGAUCGCAUGACGGACGUAUUCCACGUAGUUACAUCAAUGUUCAUUUUGACCAAUCAAAUGUAUAAACUAUGUAAAAAGCAGGUAUUUUGUAAUAAUAAUUGAUUGUAACCAGAAAUUCAUGUAGGUAUUAGUUGAUUUUUAAGAAAAUCAUAUAAGCUUAUUUGAUAAUCAAAAUAAUUUGCAUGCUUUGUGAUUACGAGAGUGCAAACAAACGAGGGACGAUUUCAAUUUGUAUCAAGUCUAGGAAAACAUUUGAAUAAAGGAGUAAUUAGCAAAAGGUUAGUUAGUGGUAAAUUCUGGUCUAGGUUUUUAUUUUUCUAAUAAUUAGGGCUAAAUAUUAUCAAUUUAAUUCAACUGCUAAAUUUUGCCACCCUAUGUAAAUGAUAUUAGCAGAAAUAAGUACUGUGAUAUUCAUUCACUUUCACGCGUUAAAUAAAAUAGUAAUACAUAUGUAAUUUAUGUUGUUUAAGUCUGUGUGGAGUUAUCUAUUGUAAAAUUAGACCACGCUGUUUGUAAUGAAGACUUAACGCCCGAGUCCAACCUUCAUACAGUCUCGUGACUAAUGUUAGUCAAGUCAUUCCGAUUGGAUAGUUUUACAAUUCCGUAAACAAUACUACAGUAAUACCAACGUUUAAUGGUAUUAACUGCUUGUUCUAGUUGAUGUAUCAACCUAAAAUUGUAUAUUGAUUUUAUUGAUACAUGAAUUUUAUUUCAUUACACAAUGCCCUCUGCCUGCAAUGCCUAUGAAACUUAAAUUCCUAUAAGUACAUAAAUGAUGGAAGUAUUGAAUGACAAUUAUUUACAAAGUUUAAAAUUUUACAGAAUUGUAAUACACGUAAAAAUUGCAGCGGUGGCACUAUGGUUCUAUUUUUAUCCCUUGUCACUAUGCCCGUCACUUUCGCGCUAACAUACUUGUUAGAACGUGACAGGCAUGCUGACAAAUGAUAAAGAGCCGACCAUCUUAGCCCUACUGCUCGUGCUAUUGGAACAUUUGUCACUGUAUGAAGAUUAGGCUCCAAAUAGUAAUUUAUACAGAUCGCGAUAUGUAUCGCCUCCACAUUAGGCUUGCCUAUGAUUAAUUUCCUUUUCACCACACCAACUGAUAAAGGCCCUCUUGGUUGUUCAAAAACGAAUGAGAAAGUUGCGUUUUAUCCACAUGUGAGGCAAAGUAAUCAGAUGCAAAUUUUGAGUCGUUUCCUUAUGUUAGCUGGUAGAAUUGAUUUUUAAAUGAUGAUUUUGGAUGAUAAAUAUUGAAUUAAGUUCAUUGGAUUUGAUUUGGUUUGUUUUUUUUUUUUUUGGUUUUGCAUAAUUAUUAUUUUCCUCGCGUUGGUGUGGUGAAAAAUGUGUUUCACUCGGAGGCAAAGUUUGUUUAACCCUCGUGCAUUGAAACCCUCGCAACGCUCUAGAUUCCACUUCUCGAACCACUCGCAACGCUCGUGGUUCAAUUUUGGAAUCUUUCGCUUGCUCAGGUAUCAAUAUUAGCACGAGCGGUUAAACAACUUUGCCUCCUUGUAAAACAAAUAACUAUUUCAUGUUCUACAUAACAUCGUAACUUUUGUUUUCUGACUUAGUUUGAAAUAAGAAGUUUUAACCAGUUUAAAUAAAUCCGUUUCAAAAUUA
Messenger RNA from Cydia pomonella (codling moth), 5565 nucleotides. RefSeq names its product WW domain-containing adapter protein with coiled-coil homolog (gene wcy). Gene Ontology annotation, biological process: regulation of autophagy; positive regulation of TORC1 signaling. The transcript is spliced from 10 exons. The record is from RefSeq and is a predicted model, not a curated record. Lineage: Eukaryota; Metazoa; Arthropoda; Insecta; Lepidoptera; Tortricidae. Gene Ontology annotation, cellular component: nucleus. Gene Ontology annotation, molecular function: chromatin binding; RNA polymerase II complex binding. Bases 156 to 1742 code for a protein of 528 amino acids.